AUGAAUGUCUUAUCAUGGAGCGCGCUUGCGCUGUGCUUUCUCUCUCUCGUUAUCGUCAAACUUCGGUCGAUAUGGUCCAGAAAACCAACGUCCCGAAAACCAACGCCGCGCACAAGUUGCAGUGACCUGAAACGCAUAGCACCCUACCCAGCUCAGCCCAUCAAAGGACGAGAGAGAUACCGGGUGAUGAUGGACGUGCGCAGGCUGGACGUGCAGAACUGGCUCACCGUCGACAAGAACUAUAUGGACGAGCACCAGAUCCGGAGCCAAUUGCUGCGGGAGGAGAAGCAAAAGGUGCUGCAGUGUCUGCCCGAAUCGUAUGAGGCGUGUCUGGAGGCAUUGGAGGAGGUGGUCGAUUUCCUCUGCCAGCGAUUCUCGGAUAUGUUCGAACGGAAAAGGUCCGGCGACGAAACGACCAUCCACAAUAAGAUGACGGGUGAAACCUUUGUCUAUGGUGGCCAGAAUCGGGACGUGGAUCCGUUGGAAAUCGCCGUGCGAUUGACCAUGGAGGAUCUGAGCAUUCUGAUGAAGAAUGCGGAUGACGAAUAUUACCUAGCGGCCAGCGCGAGUCUGUUCCCGGUAGGAUGGACAGUGCAGGAGCGAAUUGGAUGGACGAUCUCACGACUUCACAACCCAGUUCCGCUGUGGCACCAGCAGGUCGCCAAUUCUGUCAGCAAGUUCCUCGCACGCCUGACUCCAUCCUCUCCUAUGGAACGAUCCAACUACUUCGUUGAAGUCAAGCGCCCCGACGAAGACCUCUUCGAGGUUCUCUACCGGCCGACCACGCUGUCAGAAGACAACCCGAACCCAUUGCCACAGGACAUCGUCAUCCGGCGAGAGCGCCAGACUUUCCGCCGUCUUCCCCGCACGGGGACGAUCGUGUUUGGCGUCAAGACCAUCCUGACGACGCUAGACGAGCUGCCAAUGCAGGAGUUGCAGAAUCUGGCUAAGGAGAUCCGGAGCUGGCCGGAUUACGUGGGAGAGUACAAGGGGGCAGAGGUCUGGGGGGCCAAAGCGCUGGAGUUCUGCGAAUGGAAGAGCCAAUUGCAGCAGCGACAGGAAGCAGAGGCGAUGAAAGAGAAGGAGAAGGAGAAUGAGAAGCUGGAGGUUUGA
Molecule: messenger RNA, 1113 nt
Organism: Aspergillus steynii IBT 23096
Lineage: Eukaryota; Fungi; Ascomycota; Eurotiomycetes; Eurotiales; Aspergillaceae
Product: heme-dependent oxidative N-demethylase family protein
Exons: 3
Coding region: 1-1113 (370 amino acids)
Source: RefSeq, a predicted model, not a curated record